AUGACUAUGGAGCAAGUGGCAGAAGAAACUAAAACAGACACCAAGCUCCAAGCAGUCAUGACAUCCAUCCGGAUGGGCAAGUGGGAACCCCUGGUCCAAAGUUUCAAGAAAGUCUGCCCACCAGAACCGCUCAAGCCUAGACCGUUGCCUGGCGGCCCAUGGAAAGAAAUCUCCAUUGACUUUCUUGGCCCACUUCCGUCGGGUGAUGUGCUUUUGGUUGCCAUAGACAACUACAGUCGUUUCCCUGAGGUAGAGAUUAUAUCGUCAACUUCUGCAAAGACUGUUAUACCCAAGUUAGACGCAAUGUUCGCUAGACAUGGCAUCCCAGAAACUGUCUAUUCUGACAAUGGACCACCUUUCAACAGCGAAGACUUCAAAAUGUUCGCCAAACACCUUGGAUUCAGGCACAGACCUGUCACACCACUAUGGCCGCAAGCCAACGGGGAGGCUGAACAUUUCAUGAGCCCCCUCAUGAAGUCCAUCAGAGCUGCUCAUGUUGACCACAGAAGUUGGAAGCAGGAGUUUAACACAUUCCUGAGACAAUACCGAGCAACUCCUCAUGCCACUACUGCUGUUUCUCCAGCCGAAGCCCUAUAUAACAGGCAAAUCAGGACCACACUUCCAUCACGCAGCCUACCAGCUGUUGCUUCUAGGAACGUCCACAAGGUCAUCAAGACAACAGACGAGCUGAGAAAGGCUAAGGCAAAGGCCUAUUACGACAGCCGCAAGAACGCCAAAGUCUCGCCACUCUCCAUAGGCGACACAGUACUGGUCAAACAGCGCCGCACGAAUAAGAUGUCCACUCCAUUCGACCCUCAGCCUCUGACCAUCACCGCUAGGAAGGGCUCCAUGGUAACUGCAACAAGGGGUGGAUACAGUGUGACACGGAAUGUCUCCUACUUCAAACCAUUCCAAUGGAGACUACCGGAACCCGAUGCCUUAGAGUUAGACGACCCAAUCAGACCACCAAAGGACCCUCCAGGACAUCCGAAUAACACACCCCUGAGACCCUCACCGUUUGAUCGUCACAUCUUCCAGGCCUUGAAGUUGACUCAGCCAGUCGUUCCAAUGUCUCAGAUCGGCACCUGUGAUCUCCUCAUCCCAUCCAACUUGCCGUUUACACAAUCCCUGAAGUAUGGACUUGGCGAUCAGCACGAAGGGAGAUGCCGCUCCAAGGGGAUCGUACACUGA
Priapulus caudatus is the source of this 1191-nucleotide messenger RNA. RefSeq lists its product as uncharacterized. Bases 1 to 1191 code for a protein of 396 amino acids. The transcript has 3 exons. Gene Ontology annotation, biological process: DNA integration. The record is from RefSeq and is a predicted model, not a curated record. Lineage: Eukaryota; Metazoa; Priapulida; Priapulimorpha; Priapulimorphida; Priapulidae. Gene Ontology annotation, molecular function: nucleic acid binding.